Caenorhabditis bovis is the source of this 426-nucleotide messenger RNA. Lineage: Eukaryota; Metazoa; Nematoda; Chromadorea; Rhabditida; Rhabditidae. The record is from the annotation of a GenBank genome assembly.
AUGACACCAAUGGUUAAGUAUUUGUUUAUAUUUUCAACGUUCCUAUUACAAUCUUCGGGCACGUUCGGAUGUGAAGAAUUGACUCAUCCGCAAAAUAGCGUGAAAAUGGAAAUUUUCCGCAAUGGACUCCAUCGGCAUCUUGUUGUGAAAACUAAUAUCCUAUCAAAAGCACGAUUUUCGCAAUGUCGACUGCUCUAUCGUUUCGAAAUUCCUCGAACGAUGUAUUUGGAUGACUAUGCAUUGAAUCGAUCGUUGCUAGCGCAUGAAUAUAUUUCAUUUAGGAAUUUUGACGUUGAAAAAAUGGCAAUAGAAUCCAAAACAAAGAAUGUAUACUUCAUUAGGAAAAAACCGUUUUUGUCAACAUUUGAAAUGAAAGAUACGCUUGAGCUCCCGAUUCAUAUGCGUUAUCCACCAUCGGGUGAUUAA